UUUUUCAUCUUGCUGAUAUAUAUUCCGUUCAAACUGUCGGUAAUUCAUUUAGCACGGCUACCUAUUUCUCUAAGAUGCGUCCCUUUGCUGUCUCGCUUUUCCUUGUUAACCGCGUUUUUUCCAAUACUGGCUUAAGCACCAACCAUGCAGACGGUGUAACUAACCUUGGCGGCGCGCCUAAUCUCGGUGGUGGAGUUAACUCAGCUAAUAGAGCUAUUCCUCCUGAUACAGCCAAGCCUGCUAGAGCGGCCAACUCUGGUGCAGUUGGCCCUUCUGGUGUGACUAACUCUGCUGAUAGAGCUAGUCCUGCUGAUAGAGCUAGUCCUGCUAGUAGAGCUAGUCCUGCUAGGGUAGCUAGUCUCGCUAUGGCAGCUAGUCCUGUUGCCCUGCCUGAUACCGUUAACCCUGCUGAUACCGUUAGUCCUGCUGAUACUCCAAUCCUGCUGGUUCUGAUACUACAUCUGGACAAUGCUCCUGUGUCUAGUGGCCAAUCUACAGAAGAUUCCAGCACAGCCGAUAUUGACAACUGCCUCUUGUCAAUUGCCGUUGGUUCCGACGAGAACCUAAAGUCACUGAUACAGGUGGUCAACCCUUCCGAUAUUCUCGCGGGAAAGAGUGUACAAAACCUGUUUGCGUUUGCCAAACAGCUGUUUCGCUCGACAGCAAAUACCAUGGACUAUUGCACACCAGACCUGUUCACAAAGUACAUGCUUAACCCGCAGUUGGUCGCAGACGCCGUGACUAGACUCAAGAGCUUCCUGGAAACUCCCAGCACCAACGCCUAGCACCCACGUUCUUCUUUAUUUGCUGCUGAUCCGCUGGAAUGCAUUAUGAUACUUUCCAGCUCUCACGUUCAGCCUCCAUUUGCAAAGAAUACAUCGUUAUUGGCACAUUCAUAUUGAUCCAGCCCAUACCGGACACCUCACUGACUCAUACACUUGACAACUCUCUAUCAGCGUCUGGGGGUGUCAGAAGGGAAAUCGUUGUUUUUAUUUCGUGUUCCCGGACUAUGCAAACUUCAGAUGCAAGGACAGAAUUGUGUAUGGAGCAAUAGAUGACAAGCAACAAACAAAAGCUGAUGCAAGCUUUAGUUUUCCAAAAGCAUGCGCCAAUCGGCUGUACGCGCCUUUCGGUAUUUGGCUCAGGAAGAGAUAAGCGUAAAUCCACCACAUGGAAUUCACUUCGCCCAACAAGACCGGGUCUGUCGCCAUUUUGGGACAAGCGGG
Molecule: messenger RNA, 1226 nt
Organism: Linderina pennispora
Lineage: Eukaryota; Fungi; Kickxellomycota; Kickxellomycetes; Kickxellales; Kickxellaceae
Exons: 4
Coding region: 75-785 (236 amino acids)
Source: RefSeq, a predicted model, not a curated record